AUGAAGAAGGCGCUUCCCCUAAAGGGCGGUUCGGCAGGCUUAAGGCAUGGAACGAAAUCUCCGAAGGAGCUGGAGAGCGUCUUGAAGCAGUAUUUUGGGUACUCGGAGUUUCGAGGAAGGCAGCUUGAGGCCAUAGAGGCUGUUCUUUCAGGAAGGGAUUGCUUCUGUUUGAUGCCAACUGGAGGUGGCAAGUCAAUGUGCUACCAGAUCCCUGCUCUAGUGAAGACAGGCGUUGUUCUUGUUAUCUCGCCCUUGAUAGCGCUAAUGGAGAAUCAGGUUAGCAGCUUGAAAAGUAAAGGAAUUCCAGCUGAAUUUCUCUCUUCCACACAAACAACUGCUAACAAAAACAAGAUACAUGAAGAUCUCGAUUCUGGCAAUCCUUCUUUAAAAUUGUUGUAUGUCACUCCUGAGUUAGUUGCAACAUCUGGCUUCAAGGCAAAAUUAACAAAGCUCCACAACAGGGGUCUUCUUGGUCUUGUUGCUAUUGAUGAGGCUCAUUGUAUUUCAACUUGGGGCCAUGAUUUCAGACCUAGCUACCGCAAAAUUUCAUCAUUGAGGAAGCAGUUCCCAGAUAUCCCGAUAUUGGCUUUGACUGCGACUGCUGUCCCAAAAGUCCAGAAAGAUGUGAUAUCAUCAUUGUCCUUGCAAAACCCAGUCAUUCUUAAAGCUUCCUUUAAUCGACCUAAUAUCUUCUAUGAAGUUCGUUACAAGGAUCUUCUUGAUGACGUUUAUUCUGAUAUAUCGAAUUUACUGAAGUCCAGCGGAAAUGUUUGCUCAAUCAUAUAUUGCCUUGAACGUGCUGCCUGUGAUGAUCUGACUAUGCAUUUGGCACAGCAGGGCAUCUCUUCUGCUGCUUAUCAUGCUGGCCUGAAUAGUAAAGUGCGAACUACCGUUCUUGAUGACUGGCUUUCAUCAAGGACUCAAGUUGUUGUUGCAACUGUAGCAUUUGGAGGUGCUUUGUUUAUAUAUUGGCUCUAUUCAUCUUUUCAGGGUAUUGAUAGACAAGAUGUCCGCAUUGUGUGCCAUUUCAACUUGCCUAAGUCAAUGGAAUCUUUCUACCAGGAGUCCGGACGUGCUGGUCGUGACCAACAGCCUUCCAGGAGUGUUUUGUAUUAUGGGUUAGAGGACCGAAGGAGAAUGGAGUUUAUUUUGAGAAACAGCAGCAGUAGAAAACAACAGCCAUCUUCUUCUUCAACUGAGCUUUCAGAGAAGACCCUAGCCGACUUUAGUCAGAUAGUUGAUUAUUGUGAGAGUUCUAGCUGCCGACGAAAAAAGAUUAUUGAGAGUUUUGGAGAAAAGGUACAACCAACUUUAUGCCAACGCACGUGCGAUGCUUGCAAGCACCCAAAUCAAGUGUCCUCGCGUUUGGAGGACCUUCGGCGUGUGCCCAACUGUCGCUUUAACAAGAUAUCUCCAGUCUUCAAAAGCUCAUCAGUUGACCCAAAACACUUUGACACGGAAUUUUGGAACCGUGAAGAUGACGUAAGCAUAUCAGACGAAGAUAUAUCAGAUUCUGAUGAUGAGGAAGAGGCAGUGAGCAAUAUCGCCAUUUCAAAGCUUCCAUCAAAAGGAGGGUUUGAAGCAAGACUUGAUGCCUUGGAGCGUGCUGAAAAUGCUUACAAUCAAGCCAAUGGUCAAACUAAACCGCAGGGUGGCAACCUUGUUGACAAGAAGAGCAUAUCUCAGACUCUAAGAGAUGCAAGCAGGAAAAGAUUGUCGGGUGCGCUUGGACAAGCAAAGCUCCGUCUUGGGGAUCUGCUGUUUGCUGAAGAGGCUUCUGCUACACACCUUGAAACCGAGUGCUUCAAGAAGUAUCAGAAAGUGGGAAAGACGUUCUACAACUCCCAGAUAGCUGCCACGGUUCGGUGGCUGUCGUCUUCAACUUCUGACCAAAUCCACGGCCGACUUGAAGCCCUUACCAACCAGACUACAGAAGCUGGUGCAGCCACCAGCUCUCCUUGCAUCAUUUCUGAUGCUUUGGGCAAAGCUGAAAAGCCAGCAGAAGCUACAGUAAGCCAAGAGCUCGCGAAAACCGAGCUUUCUGAUGAGUUUGCAAAGACCAUGGCUUCAACUGAAAACAUGGAGCCUUCCCGGAUGUCACCACCUGAGAAAACAAUAGACGAAGAAGCGAGGAGAGAUGGCGCGAUCGGUACCAUGGACCUUCCCAAGAUACCAUCAUUCAGAGAAUUCAUGAGCCAGAAGGGAAGGGAUCGCGCAACCAGUUCUUCUAGGGCAGAGAGCCAGCCUCGCGGCAUUCCUAGAAAGGCUGGCCCUGUCAUCAGCAAGGAAGGAACGACAGGAACAUCAAAGAAGAUGAAACUAUGA
This is a messenger RNA of Triticum turgidum subsp. durum (durum wheat), 2325 nucleotides long. The record is from the annotation of a GenBank genome assembly. Lineage: Eukaryota; Viridiplantae; Streptophyta; Magnoliopsida; Poales; Poaceae.